Dendronephthya gigantea is the source of this 1413-nucleotide messenger RNA. Its product is annotated as uronyl 2-sulfotransferase-like. The record is from RefSeq and is a predicted model, not a curated record. The coding region runs from base 89 to 1081 and encodes 330 amino acids. NCBI's taxonomy places the organism in Eukaryota, Metazoa, Cnidaria, Anthozoa, Malacalcyonacea, Nephtheidae. Gene Ontology annotation, cellular component: membrane. Gene Ontology annotation, molecular function: sulfotransferase activity. The transcript is spliced from 8 exons.
ACCGAUACGUCUUGAAUAGUCUCUCACAAAUAUUAAAACGUCGCUAGAAAUUCUGGCAAAUAAACAUCAAAGAUGCAUUCUUGAAGACAUGCGUCUACGCCUUAGACUGUUUGUUCCCGUUGCUCUCGUUCUGGUUGGGUUUAUCUUUGUUUUUUACGGUUUAAACUUAGACAAUGGCAGCACGACCAACUACAAUGGCAACAUACAUGUGGGAAAAGUAUAUUUCACGCGAAAUGAACGCGCCGUCAAUACCUCAAUCAUUUCAGGAUUUGCAGCAAACCAUCCUCAGAUAAUUGAGCGCAUUGUUUACAACCGUGUCCCAAAAUGCGGCAGUCGUUCUACAUUAUCUUUGUUCAAAAUCCUCGCUGUUAAAAACAAAUACCGGGUCAUUGAACCUGCCUUGAACUAUCCUUAUCAACUGGAACGCAAUGAUCAGAUAAGAAUAAGCAAUCUUAUGUCUGCCCUUAGAACACCGUUUCUCUAUCAUAGACAUAUGCAUUACAUAGAUUUUGAAACUUUUUCAGGUCCUCAAGUUGCGUAUAUUAAUCUCAUUAGAGAUCCAGUCUCAAGAGCAGUAUCUCAUUUCUAUUUUCGACGAUAUGGCGACAAUUUACUUAAUAAAACUCGCGUAAAAAGGUCCAUUAGGAAUCAGGACAUGACAUAUGACGAGUGCGUGUUGAAACAGGAGACAGAAUGCGUUGGAAACUGGGGAAUAUUUUUUAUUGUGCCAUUCUUUUGCGGCCAUUCAAAAGCAUGUCGAACACCGACCGUUUGGGCACUGGAGCAAGCGAAAAAAAACGUUGAGAAGUACUUGGUCGUUGGAAUACUAGAAGAAUACGAAGAUUUUAUUAAGGUUUUAGAGAAAUUGCUACCAAAUUUUUUCAAAGGCGCUUACAGGGAAUCCAAAACGCCAGAUCCUAACAUUCCUCAGAAAUCAGUGCUGUCUUUAACAAGGAAAAAACAAAAGCCUUCAGAAAAGGUUAUCGCGAUCUCAAGAGGAAAUAUGAAGUUAGAAUAUGACUUUUAUGACUUUGUCAAAAAGCGAUUCCAUCAGUUGAAGCAUUCUUUGGACAUUCAGUAAAUCUUGCGCUGAAGUGGUUUACCCACACUAAAAAAAUUCAGGUUACAUUUCUUUACUGCAUGUUGCAGACGAAUGAGAUUGUGGCACUGCAUGCCUUUGCACCGGAAAAUAUUGCUUCUUUUCGUCGGAAAUCCAUCGGAAGGGGCCAGAGUGUUGUUGAAUGUCAAUUACCUCGCUAAUAUCAACAACGCUGACCUUAUUACAUCGCUUUAUUGGCUUUAUAGCUAUGACUAUUUCUCUACUGAUAGAAAAAUCACAGCUAUUUAUGAAAUGAUAAAAAAUAGUCCUAUUUCUAAUAAGCAACAAUUUCGUGAACACGGAGCCACAGUAAA